Cadophora gregata is the source of this 1818-nucleotide messenger RNA. RefSeq lists its product as uncharacterized. The transcript is spliced from 7 exons. Gene Ontology annotation, molecular function: FAD binding. NCBI's taxonomy places the organism in Eukaryota, Fungi, Ascomycota, Leotiomycetes, Helotiales, Ploettnerulaceae. The record is from RefSeq and is a predicted model, not a curated record. The coding region runs from base 1 to 1818 and encodes 605 amino acids.
AUGGCACCUCACUCAGAUCAUGAACCUGAUGUCUCUACUAUCUCAGAUGAGAGAGAACUGGAUAUCCCAAUCCUGAUUGUUGGGGGUGGUCCCACAGGACUUUUACUUGCUCAUAUGCUCACACAACUUGGUGUCAAAUCACUAAUUAUCGAGCGGUAUCCAACUCGACUCGCAGCACCAAAAGCUCAUGCUUUGUCUCCUAGAACUCUGGAGUUAUGCCGACAAUUUGACCUUGAUGUGAAUGCAAUCCGCAAUAUUGGCACUAAUCGAGACGAUGCUUACUGGGUCAAUUUCGUGACGAGCUUGACGGGUCAGUAUGUUGGCAGCCUUCCUUACGAACGCAUGGAUGCGGAGGUUCUUGAGCAGACUCCAACAAUGAUUCACAACAUCUCACAACCAAGAUUUGAAGAGUUUGUGGCAGCUCGGCUAGCUCAAGAUGGAGUAGUAGAGGUCCGAAAAAACCAUUCUUUCGUCAGUUCUAAGCAGCUUGACGACCGAGUCAUCACAGUUGUUGAAGAUAGAUCCAACAGGACAAUGUACGAGAUCUGCUCUCGACAUGUUGUGGCGUGUGAUGGUGCCAAGAGCAAAGUUAGAGAGACUCUGGGGAUAGGAUGCGAGGGAGAGUCAUCGUACGAGACCAUGAUGACAAUUCAUUUCAAUGCGCAGCUUCGAGAAGUUGUAGGCAAUCAAGUUGGAAUGUUGCAUUGGAUCAUGGACCCUGAAGUCUCUGGGUUUAUCAUCGGUUAUGAUCUGGAUGGUAACCAAGUUCUCAUCUGCAAUUUCGAUUCCGAAAAGCAUCCAGUCGAAAGCUGGAACGAAGCGCACUGCCGCAAGGUUCUGAAUGCAGCGAUCGGAAAGUCCAUUCCUUUCGAUGUGCUCAGCUGGCGACCUUGGGUCCUCAGUAGGAAGGUUGCCGAAAGCUACUUCAAAGGCAACGUAUUCUUAGCGGGAGAUGCGGCUCAUUCAUUCCCGCCUACAGGCGGUCUCGGUCUGAAUUCAGGGCUUGCAGAUGUACACAACUUGGCCUACAAACUGGCCGCUAUCCACCAAGGCCACGGUGGACCAUCUCUCCACAAAGCAUAUGAGAAUGAACGCCGUCAUGUCGCUCUCGUCAACUCCCAGCAGAGCGUAAAGAAUGGACAGCAAAUCUUUGGACUCCUGAAGAUGCUCGGUACGACAGACAGCGACCUCGCUACUGCAAAGAAGAACCUCUACCGCCGUAUAACAGACCCGGUAACCCGAUCCGAGGUCCUCAAAGGAGUAGAGGGCCAGCGAGAGCAUUUCGAUAACCUUGGCUUGCAUAUCGGCUAUGUCUAUGGCGAUACGGAAAUCCCUGCAUCUGCAUCUCUUUACACAGCUUCCUACCGAGCUGGUGCCCGUCUACCUCACGCCUGGCUAUCCGGCCCUCCUUCAUCGCAUCUCACUUCUCUCCCAGCCAUCUCGAAUUCGUAUGUGAGCGAGUUAUCCCAUGCUACAGUUUCUGAAAAGCAAUAUUCCACGCUAGAUCUCUUGAAUUUCGACGCUUUCACUGUUAUAUUUUCGUCAAUCUUCGCUGCCGAGUGGUCUACCCUCGUCUCUGAGCUUCAACUCCGCUUGGCCAAAUCCAAUGCCAGGACAGUCAAGAUCAACAGUGCCGGUUUGGGAAAGGACUUCAACCUAGUAGCUGGAGCUCGUGCCAACGAGUGGGUUAUGGGGAUGCAAUUAGAACAUGGGGCCGCGGUACUGGUGAGGCCUGAUCAGCACAUUCUGAACUGUUACGGCGCAGGAACGAAGGUUGGUGAGGUGCUGGAUGCGUUACUUGGGCACCUCGGAGUGUAA